Messenger RNA from Cuscuta campestris, 2015 nucleotides. NCBI's taxonomy places the organism in Eukaryota, Viridiplantae, Streptophyta, Magnoliopsida, Solanales, Convolvulaceae. The record is from the annotation of a GenBank genome assembly.
CUUUUCUUUGUUCAAGAUUUUUAUUCACAGGAUUUUGACACUUGACGAGAUUUUGACAAGAGAUCAAGAUUCUGUAAUUCUACCUACAGCUCAGCACAAGGGGGAGUGUUGAAGGAAUUUGUAAAUUAGUGUGCUGUUGUGUAGAUAGAAUUUACUUUAUAUUGUGUAAUAAGUUGUACUGGCCCGUGGGCCUUCUUUUGUAAAAUCCUACGAAGCUCUUCCUAUAUAAGGGGAGCUAUUAUCAAUAGAGAAUGACACAUCUCCUACAACAAUGAUUCUUAUUUUGAUAUUUUUAUAAAUUCUCAAAGAUCUUAUCUUCUCCUCUCUCUGUCCAUCUAUAGCGCGAUUUUACUCUUUUAUCCUCCAUUUACGGCGUUUUCCUCCUGCGGGGUUUUCGUGAUGCUUCUUGAAGAACAGGGCACGCAGAGAUCGUGCAUCUGUAUGUUGGGGUUUAAUAGAAAUUGAGUUCGACCCUUUAUAGAGAUUGAAGAGAUUGAAAAUGGGUCGUUUUUAUAUUUCAAUUUCAUUUUGUAUUUUUGAAGUAAUUUAGAUUUUGCCCUUUUGGGAAUUGGGUUUCUUCCCGGAGUUAAGUUUAGGGUUCUUCAGAUUUAGGCAAAUUCAUGUAUAUAUUGGGCGUCUGAGAGGAAAAUAAAGUGGCGAAAAUGAGUCUGAGGACGGCGUCGGAUGAUUCGGCGUCGGAAAUCCAUCUUCCGGCGGAUAUAGACUGGGAGAUGCUGGACAAAUCCAAGUUCUUCUUCCUCGGGGCGGCGCUAUUUUCCGGCGUAUCGGCGACGCUGUACCCGGCGGUGGUGUUGAAAACGCGGCAACAGGUGGUGGCGUCCCGGAUCCCCUGCCUGGAGAUGGCGAAUUCGAUGCUGAGAAACGAAGGGCUCCGGGGGUUUUACAGAGGGUUCGGGACUUCCCUCACGGGAACCAUCCCGGCGCGUGCACUGUACAUGGGCGCGUUGGAGAUGACAAAGAGCAAUGUGGGGACCGCCACUGUUCGGCUGGGAUUCUCUGACGCCGCCGCCGCUGCCAUCGCCAAUGCUGCCGCCGGUCUGAGCGCCGCCAUGGCGGCUCAGCUUGUGUGGACUCCCAUAGAUGUGGUGAGCCAGAGGCUAAUGGUUCAAGGGUUUUUAACCCAAGGUGGUGGAGGUGGGCUGAAGAGCUACAAUGGCGGAAUAGAUGCGUUCAGGAAGAUACUCUGCACCAAUGGAGUGACCGGACUGUACAGGGGAUUCGGGAUCUCCAUCCUGACCUACGCCCCAUCCAACGCCGUGUGGUGGGCCUCCUACUCCGUGUGCCACCGCGGGAUCUGGCGGCUGAUCGGCUGCCGCGGCUGCAGGAGGGAGGAUUCCGGCGGUGGGUACAGGGCGGACGGGCAGGCGGUGGUGGCGGUGCAGGCGGCGAGCGCCACCCUGGCGAGCGGCGUGUCGGCCCUGGCGACGAUGCCGCUGGACACGAUCAAGACGAGGCUGCAGGUGCUGGAAGGGGAGGAGGCGGCGGCCGAGAGGCGGAGGAGGCGGCCGGCGGUGGCGGAGACGGUGAGGGAGUUGGUGAGGGAAGGCGGUUUCCGGGCGUGUUACCGGGGGCUGGGCCCGAGGUGGGCCUGCAUGUCGAUGUCGGCCACCACCAUGAUCACCACCUAUGAGUUCCUCAAGAGGCUGUCUACCAAGAAUCAAGAAACACCAGUGUUCUAUUGAGUAGAGUAGGGGUGGGGGUGGGGGUGGGGGGCCAGCAGCAACAACAAAUAAAAGGAUCAUGCUACACUUACACCAAAAAAUAUACCCCAUUUGUACACCACAGGUUUGCACAAACAUUUCGAUGGUUUACACCGACACAAGUGUUGGUGCGUUAAUAAAAAUUCACACGGACACAAAUGUUGGUGCAUUUAACAAAAAUUAGUUUUACACAAAGUGUUGGUGCAAAACUGCAGGGUACAAAUUGGAGUACAACCCUUGUGGUACACAUAGCAUAAUCCCAAAUAAAAUCUUAAAGAAAGUAGGAUUGUCAAA